Messenger RNA from Penicillium lagena, 315 nucleotides. RefSeq lists its product as uncharacterized. The transcript has a single exon. NCBI's taxonomy places the organism in Eukaryota, Fungi, Ascomycota, Eurotiomycetes, Eurotiales, Aspergillaceae. The record is from RefSeq and is a predicted model, not a curated record. Bases 1 to 315 code for a protein of 104 amino acids.
AUGUGUCCAGGUUUCGAUCCAAGUACAUACACGCUGACGUCUACUCGCUCUACACCUGCGCUGACCGGCGUCAACCGAAAUCAUCGGUCAUCUGAUCGUGCGAGACCUACAUCUUCACCGCCCUCUUCCUCUUUCACUCUUCCACGCAUGGAAUCACCACCACAGGCAAUCCUCGAUUCUAGCCGAUCAUGGCCGUUCGCUUCGAUCUUCCCUCCGUCCACGAAUGACGUCCUCCUUGCUUGCAUUGUGAUGCACCGCACAUCCCACCUCGCUCCCCGCCAAACUGGCCUGAUCGUCUUGCCCUGGGGCACAUAG